Molecule: messenger RNA, 2496 nt
Organism: Spea bombifrons (plains spadefoot toad)
Lineage: Eukaryota; Metazoa; Chordata; Amphibia; Anura; Pelobatidae
Gene: KLHL15
Product: kelch like family member 15
Exons: 3
Coding region: 274-2088 (604 amino acids)
Biological process (GO): protein ubiquitination; nuclear protein quality control by the ubiquitin-proteasome system
Cellular component (GO): nucleus; Cul3-RING ubiquitin ligase complex
Molecular function (GO): protein binding
Source: RefSeq, a predicted model, not a curated record
CGUGACGUAUCGGGGAGCGUAUGGGGGUGUGGCCGGUAGUUAGAGUAAUCGCUGCAGGUAGUAAGGUGUGUGUUGCUGUUGUGCUAAAUGGGCGGAUAGAUAACGGGAUCGGGCUGUGAUGUGAAGGAGGAGGGGAAGAAGAGAUACGGGCUUGGUCACGGUGAUUGUACACAGAGAGCUGGGAAGUCGGUUUAGAUAAGGCCGGAUGUUUCACCCACGGCUGUCUGCAGGACCUGCUGGUGCCGCCUCUGUGCAUUUGCUGCGAGGUAAUUCAUGGCUGGGGACGUGGAAGGGUAUUCUUCUUCAAUCCAUGAUGGCAGUGUCUCUGCUGGGUUCAGGGCACUGUACGAAGAGGGCCUCUUGGUCGAUGUUACCCUUGUGAUCGAGGAUCACCAGUUCCAAGCACACAAGGCUCUGCUGGCUACUCAGAGCGACUACUUCCGCAUCAUGUUUACAGCUGACAUGCGAGAACGUGAUCAGGAUAAGAUCUACCUGAAGGGAUUGACCGCAACGGGCUUCAGUCAUGUUCUGCAAUUCAUGUACUAUGGGAACAUUGAUCUGAGCAUGGCAACUGUCCAUGAGAUUUUGCAAGCAGCCAUGUACGUACAGCUCACAGAGGUAGUCAAAUUCUGCUGCUCCUUCCUCAUGGCUAAAAUUUGUUUGGAAAACUGUGCGGAGAUCAUGAGACUGCUGGAUGAUUUCAGUGUGGAUGUAGAAGGAGUGAGAGAAAAGCUAGAUGCCUUCUUGCUGGAGAAUUUUGUGCCACUCAUGGCCAGGCCUGAAUUUCUCGCGUACCUUAGCUUUGAGAAGCUCAAGAGCUACUUGGACAGUGACCGCCUGAGUCGAUUCCCUGAGAUAGAGCUAUACGAAGCUGUUCAGGCCUGGCUGCGGCACGAUAGGAGGCGCUGGAGGCACACUGAUUCCAUCAUUCAGAACGUCAGGUUUUGUUUGAUGACUCCAUCCAAUGUCUAUGAGAAGGUGAAGACAUCUGAAUUUUAUCGGUACUCACGCCAACUGCGACAUGAGGUAGAGCAAGCCCUAAACUACUUCCAUAAUGUCAGCGAGCAGCCUCUGAUGGAGAUGAAAUCAAACCGCAUUCGCUCGGCCAAACCUCAGACUGCUGUUUUCAGGGGCAUGAUAGGUCACAGCAUGGUCAAUAGCAAGAUCCUUCUAUUGCACAAGCCACGCAUUUGGUGGGAACUAGAGGGUCCUCUGGUACCUCUCCGACCUGACUGUCUUGCCAUUGUCAACAAUUUUGUCUUUUUGCUUGGAGGUGAGGAGCUGGGGCCUGAUGGAGAAUUCCAUGCCUCUUCCAAAGUGUUUAGAUAUGAUCCCCGGCAAAACAGCUGGCUGCGAUUAUCAGACAUGUCUGUGCCACGCUCAGAGUUUGCUGUAGGCGUCAUCGGGAGAUACAUAUAUGCUGUGGCUGGGAGGACGCGAGAUGAAACUUUUUAUUCCACUGAACGUUAUGAUAUAAUAGAAAACAAAUGGGAAUUUGUGGAUCCAUACCCUGUCAAUAAAUAUGGACAUGAGGGCACUGUUCUAAACAAUAAGUUGUUUAUCACUGGAGGGAUUACCUCAUCGUCUACAUCCAAGCAGGUGUGCGUCUUUGACCCAAGCAAAGAGGGUACUGUGGAGCAGAGGACCAGGAGAACGCAGGUGCUCACAAACUGCUGGGAGAACAAAUGCAAGAUGAACUAUGCUAGAUGUUUUCAUAAAAUGAUCUCCUACAAUGGAAAACUGUAUGUAUUUGGUGGAGUGUGUGUCAUUUUAAGGGCAUCUUUUGAAUCCCAAGGCUGCCCUUCAACGGAAGUUUACGAUCCAGACUUGGAUCAGUGGACGAUUCUGGCAUCCAUGCCGAUCGGCAGGAGUGGUCACGGAGUGGCCAUCUUGGACAAACAAAUCAUGGUGCUUGGUGGCCUUUGUUAUAAUGGUCACUACAGUGACUCAAUCUUAACAUUUGAUCCCGAGGAGAACAAAUGGAAAGAGGACGAAUAUCCCAGAAUGCCUUGCAAGCUGGACGGCUUACAAGUAUGCAGUCUACAUUUCCCAGAAUACGUUUUAGAGCACAUGAAACGCUGCACCUAAGUGCAAAAUUUGUUCUUAAAUAUUUUUUUUUUUUUUUUUUACAAUAGCAAUUUUUUGGGGAAGAUUUUGGUUUUUUUCUUUUAACAAUUGUGAUUUUGCUAAACACUAUUGUUUUAUGUUAACGUAAUAUUAAAUUCUUCCAGGAAAAAAAAGAGCAAUGAAAUCCAUUUCUGUCAAAAAUGUAUUACAAAAUUGUAAAGCUGCAGGCUAGGUUUGUAUGUUCAGUUUAGGUUUUUAUUUAUUUUUUCUAUUUAUUUUCUUUUCCUAUUGUGCUUAUCUCCUGUUUUUUAAAAAAAAUGAAAGUGUUCGAGCUUGUGAACGUUUGCAAUUAAAGGCUCAAUUGGUCAUGCCUUCAGAACAGUUUUUAGAUACUCAUUCUUGCAAGCACUGUUUUAUCACUGAUUUUCC